GCUCUCGUUUCCUAUCAGGUGUUCAAUUACCCAAUGGCAGCUUUGGUAGGGACGCUCUUGAGGGGGAGUGCGGGCGAGCUAGGAGGGUAGAAGUGGAAAAAGAAGAAGAAGUGGAGAGCACUCCUGCCGAGCCAGUAGGUUACGGAGAAGACUGAAGCUGCCUGGAUGCCAGCCAGCAGGACCAAGGUCCACGCGGGACCCCCUCCUGCAUUCCUGACGGCCGAAGAGACGGACAGCGAUGGAGGUUCCUCUGGUUAACUUCGAAAACGUGGACGAUGUGGGCAUCAACUUGGGCGACCCCAGCGACUCGGGCUACCCGACGUCGCCCACGUCGGAGGCCCAGGAUCCCGAGCCCUCACCCCGCCGCCUGCCGUCCCCGCGUCUGUCCCCUCGCUGGUCCCGCCGCGAGGGUCCGUCCCCUUCCACGCCAUCCAAAGCCACUUCCAGUAGCUGCAGCCUGAUCUCCAAUCUAAAGCUCCUGGUGAGCGGCGAGUCGGGUUCUGAAGGCGUCUUCAGCAGGAUGCCGAGGGACUGCUACGACAAUGAGGACUUGUUCGAGAAGAUCGGCGUGGAGGACCGAGACCAGAAGGUGGUCAUCAAUGUCUCGGGGCUGAUGUUCGAGACGCAGCUGAGCACGCUCAACCGGUUCCCGGAGACUCUACUGGGCGACCCCGUCAAACGAAUGCGCCACUUCGACCCCAUGAAGAACGAGUAUUUCUUCGACCGUAACCGCCCUUCUUUCGACGGCGUCCUGUACUUUUACCAAUCUGGCGGGAGGGUCCGCAGGCCAGCCAACGUCCCAUUAGAUGUCUUCGCCAGUGAGAUCGUCUUCUAUCAGCUGGGCCAUGAGGCCAUGGAGCAGUUCCGUGAAGACGAAGGGUUCAUCAAAGAGCCCGAGGUCCUGUUGCCCACCAACGAGCUCCAGAGACAGUUCUGGCUCCUGUUCGAGUAUCCUGAGAGCUCCAGUGCUGCCAAAUCCGUUGCUCUCGUCUCGGUGUUUGUCAUCGUCAUCUCCAUCUUUAUCUUUUGUCUGGAAACGCUACCAGAGUUCAGGGAGGGUAGCGAUUUCACUCCCGAUGCGGCUCAUGUUGUUAACGGGACCAGCGAAGGUUCAAGUCCUCACCCUGCCCCCAAAGACAUCCUAGCCUACCUUACGGACCCUUUCUUUAUCGUAGAAACCAUUUGCAUAAUCUGGUUCUGCUUUGAGGCAGGCGUUCGCUUUGCCGUGUGUCCCAGUAAGAGCGACUUCUUCAACAACAUCAUGAACAUCAUCGACAUCGUGUCCAUCAUCCCAUACUUCGUCACGCUGGGCACGGAGCUGGCAACCACUCCCGACGAUGAUACCAACUCCAGCCAAAACAUGUCGCUCGCCAUCCUGAGGAUCAUCCGCCUGGUGAGAGUGUUCCGCAUCUUCAAGCUGUCGCGCCACUCCAAGGGGCUCCAGAUCCUGGGGCAGACCCUGAAGGCCAGCAUGCGAGAGCUGGGCCUGCUUAUCUUCUUCCUCUUCAUCGGCGUCAUCCUCUUCUCUAGCGCCAUCUUCUUCGCCGAAGUCGACGAGCCCCAGACGCAGUUCGUCAGCAUCCCGGACGGAUUCUGGUGGGCGGUGGUCACCAUGACCACGGUGGGCUACGGAGACAUGUGCCCCAGCACCAUAGGCGGCAAGAUGGUGGGAACCCUGUGCGCCAUCGCCGGCGUGCUGACCAUCGCGCUGCCCGUGCCCGUCAUCGUGUCCAACUUCAACUACUUCUACCACCGCGAGACCGAGCAGGAGGAGAAGCGGAUGAUCGACGCCGCCACCGAGGCGCAGAAGAGCACGCUGGCCGACAAGUACGGCAGCGCGGCGUCGCUCGACAAAAGCACCUGGAGCGUCGAGAAGAACGGCUACAACUCGUAAAGCAACAUUUUCCUCCAAUCAUUUUUGUACUGCUGCAGCAUGAUGACACUUUGAAGCCUUUACCUAAGUUGUCUUCUUUUGGACAAAGUGAAAUAUGCACAAGUCAGCACAAGAGGGACCAUUUUAACAAAUGUAAAUUCCAUCUGUUCAUUUGACAAAUUGCUGGGCUACUAGCGCAGAAUUGGGGACAAGCCCUACCGUGAAUAAUGAAACCCACAAUUGACGCCCCCCUAAAAAAAAUUUUUUUUGUCAUUCCAGAAUUGGAGGAAAAUUUUGGCAACAGCGUUUUUGAAAAUCAGACCCUUAUUUUAUCUUUUUUUUUUUUUGCUAUUUUUUUUAAAGGAAAAAAUAAAAUAAACCAUCAAAUAAUUUCUUUUGUCCAGCCCAACCAUGAACAGUACACAUUGUAGACGAUUUUUAUUUAUCGUAUCAUAUAUUUUGCUUUGUGUACCACAACAGAUACCCAAUUCCCUGAAAAACAUAUAUUUAGAAAAAAUAUUGCUGAAUCAAUCAUUUAUCCUUUACAAUUACAUAAGGAAAGUAAACGUUUAUUUGAAUUAGACUGAGCAUUUAGCUUGAUGAUGUAAUUUCUGCUCAGUCAUGUAGCUCACUUUUUUUUCUUUUUUUUUUUCCUCUAGAUGGCUAAAAAAGGUUUUCGUAGCAGGGUUGCCUAUAUGUUGAGAGACAACUUCAGAGCAUAAUUACUUCUAUAGUAUAUAAAAUGUCUGUGACAAAAUUAAACGUUUUAACAAUCACAAGGAAGACAUUGACAAAAUCCUAACAAAACAAAACAAAAAAAAGCUGAUUUAAAACUUGGACAAAAAAUGUCCUCCAAUUCUAGAUUGACCAUUAGUCCAACUAUUAGAUAACGAAAAAAAUAAAGAUUUACAAUGCAAAUGAUGCAUCUAUUUGAAAUCAUUGUGAACAGUUGUAGUAUUGUAAAUGUUAUUCUCUUUGUAUAGGCAUAAUGUUCAGUCAUAGGGGUGUACCUAAUGAAGUGACCCGUGUCCUCUCCAGCCUGUCCUUGUGACGACCUCCCAAACAGUCCCCUCCUCCAUUACUAAAACAACAACCAAAAAAAUCAUUAGUCGCAUGUGAAGCUUCACCUUAUCGUAUUCAGCUAAAUCUACGAGAGGCUUUCAAGGAUGCUGGGACAUGUCCACGCUGUGCGAGACAUCUUCAAUUGUUGUUGUAAAAUGAUAUAUGAAAUCCUGUAUACUUUGCAAGUUUUAGUAAAAUAUCAAUCAAAUGCUAAUGGGACAAAAAAACAAAAAUAUGCAUCGACAUUUGAUGUUUUCUUGCCAAUUGAGCAUAAUUACGCAAUAUAAAAUUUUUAAAGUACAAUUUGAAGAGCUUGUCGAACGAUUGCGCUGAAUGUUAAUCUCCACAUACGCACUUUGUGAGGCUCAGGAAAGCACAUUUAUCAUCACCGUGUGACAUACUGUAAGAUUUAUACUUUGGAUAAAAGGAAGGUGGGUGGGUGGGCAGAGGGGGGGCAGAACACAAUUCACUUUGCACACUUUAAACGAAAUAAACAAUGUAUUAUUUAUAUAGCAUGGCAUGCAGAAAUGAGGCUACUACUAAGGUUUGACAUAACGAAUGUAGCUAAUUAUAAACAUUUUAAUGGUCUAGUGAUAAUCAAAUGAGACUGUUAGACAUGCAUGCCGCAUUUUAAUCAUGAUAAUGUGACUCCAUGACACGUAUAAAUAGAGUUUAUAUAGCAACGGCCAUGAAUGUAAUCUUGCAAUAAAUGUACUGUAUGCAAUAAUGUUGAUGUGGGCAUAGGGGAACCCUGUUUGACCCCAGGAACACAGCAAUAAUUAAAUGGGAGGCAAUAAGAUGUAAAGGCUGCAUCAUUUAGUGACUUGGCUACUCAGCACUUUAUGCUUAGAAGAAGCACUUAUUCUUGCCGAGUACACUUGACCCACUGACAGCUAGAGCGGGCUAACUCCACGUUUGUCAUUUUGCAAGCGAGUGCAAAAAAAACGUUUUUGCACCGAUGAACCAGCAGAAGUGCAAGAAUUGGAACUAAACCUUGAUUUAGACCAGGAUUCAUUUGAAAGAUAUGCCUUUUCUCUAUGCAUUUAUGCACGGAACUUCCAAAUGACAACAACAACAGCAACAAAAAAAUGGAGUUUUAGCUCUCAGUUAUAAUGAAUGAAUGAGUGAGUGACGUUUUAUUUAUUCUGUAAGUAGUGCCUUCCAUUAAACAUGUAUGCUAUUAACUGUCUGGAGUCAACCGCUCAUUAUUUGGGUGAUAACUAAUAUGUUAAAACAAGGGCAAGCAGCUCACAGUCCACUCCACUGUCUAUUAUAGAUUUUUUUUCAUAUAAAUCUAUCAAUAUUUGUAUUUGUAAUUGUAAUAUAAAUAUAUAAAUAUAUCAAUAUUUAUAUUAUAUAUAUAUAUACAUAUAUAUAUAUAAUAUAAAUAUUGAUAUAUUUAUAUGACAACAAAAUGUCU
Phyllopteryx taeniolatus (common seadragon) is the source of this 4355-nucleotide messenger RNA. Its product is annotated as potassium voltage-gated channel subfamily A member 10. The transcript is spliced from 3 exons. Gene Ontology annotation, molecular function: delayed rectifier potassium channel activity; protein binding. The record is from RefSeq and is a predicted model, not a curated record. NCBI's taxonomy places the organism in Eukaryota, Metazoa, Chordata, Actinopteri, Syngnathiformes, Syngnathidae. Bases 239 to 1894 code for a protein of 551 amino acids. Gene Ontology annotation, cellular component: membrane; voltage-gated potassium channel complex. Gene Ontology annotation, biological process: potassium ion transmembrane transport; protein homooligomerization.